AUGGGUCUCUUCCACUUUUUUGGACGCAAUGGAGGGAAAAUCCUACGAGGUGCAACCUAUGCAGUGCAAUUCAUGUGCUUUGCCCAUGUAUUCAAUCAGUAUGUUGCUGAAGCAACCUUUUGUAUGGGACCUUCGAUGCUCCCCAACUUUAAUAUGACGGGCGAUAUUGUUGCAGUGGAGCACAUCACGCCACAUUUUCGUGGAUACCGUAUGGGCGAUGUUGUUGUAUGCAUAUCACCUGCUGUUCCUGGUCGAGCUGUAUUGAAACGCGUCCUUGGUUUGCCUGGUGACAAUGUUUGUGUGGAUCCAACAGCCAAUGAACGGAAAUACGUGGAUAUCCCUGAAGGUCAUGUGUGGUUGUCAGGUGACAAUUUAAGUAAUUCUACCGAUUCGCGCUACUAUGGACCUGUACCCAUGGGCUUGAUCAGAGGACGUGUCUUUGCAAGGUUAUGGCCUGAAUGCCGCCUAGUCCAAAACGCAUUAUUACCCGUGCCUUUCGAUGAAUACACAAAACAACGUUCCUGA
This is a messenger RNA of Lichtheimia ornata, 525 nucleotides long. Its product is annotated as signal peptidase I. Lineage: Eukaryota; Fungi; Mucoromycota; Mucoromycetes; Mucorales; Lichtheimiaceae. Bases 1 to 525 code for a protein of 174 amino acids. Gene Ontology annotation, cellular component: mitochondrial inner membrane peptidase complex; membrane. The transcript has 5 exons. The record is from RefSeq and is a predicted model, not a curated record. Gene Ontology annotation, molecular function: serine-type endopeptidase activity.